Molecule: messenger RNA, 426 nt
Organism: Aspergillus uvarum CBS 121591
Lineage: Eukaryota; Fungi; Ascomycota; Eurotiomycetes; Eurotiales; Aspergillaceae
Product: cupin domain-containing protein
Exons: 2
Coding region: 1-426 (141 amino acids)
Source: RefSeq, a predicted model, not a curated record
AUGGAAGAGCCCACCUACGACCCAAGCUGCCCCCUCGCAACCACCACCGUCGUCUACCAAUACAAACUAGUCAACUGCCCCGGCAAGACCAUCGUCGGCCUGCUCGUCGAAUACCCCCCCAACGGCGCCACGCCGCCCCACCGACAUGGCGGCGCGUCCGUAUCAGCCUACGUGAUCAAGGGCUCCGUGCUGUGCAAGAUGAACGACGACCCGAUGCGGACGAUCGAGCAGGGCGGGUCGUGGUACGAGGCGCCCGGGUGCCAUCAUCGGAUCAGCGCCAACGCCAGCACGACGGAGCCGGCGGCGUUCUUUGUGAGCUUCGUGCUGGAGACGGAGGUGUUGGAGCGGGAGGGACCGGGGGUGUUGGUGCAGAUCGAUGAGGAGUAUAGGGGGGUUGUUGCGAGCAAGAUGAAGAUGGAGGCGUGA